GAUAUAUUAUUAUUUUUUUUAAGUGGUCUCUACGCUCAAGGUAUUUUAUAGGUAUACAUAUAUAUAUAUAUAUAUUUAGAUAUCUAUUUAUCUACGAAUCCGUGAAUACCUAUAGGUGCAGCGUCACACAGUACGACGAACAUUAUCAACUACAGUGUUUUCUUUUUUCUCUUUCCUUCUCUUGUGUAUCGCACCGUUUCUUUCUUUAUCUUCUACAUUAGAAAUUAGGCGUGUGUGUGUGUGUUUGCAUUUUGGAGAGCGCGCUUCGUAUCACUGUCGCCGUUGUUGUUUGCUCUCGCUGUUCACGCGGUGUCUGCACGUGUCGUUGACAGAAUUUAUUCGCCCCGUUCUCACCACCUUCCACUUGCUGCCUUCAACUCGUUGUUGCGUGGAGCGCCGAAUAUUUUCUUUCCUUUCGCUCCUUCUGCGCCUGUUGACCCUUCAUCUGUUAUUAUUAUUAUUCCUCUCUCUUUUGUAAGAAGAAGAGAAACAGACGUGUGCGGUAUUUCUUGUGUGUUGUCGGUGUUGUGUGUGUGUAUACAAGUGUGUUCCUCGACACGCGUGUCACUGCAGCCUCGUUGCCUUGUUUAAUCCUCGCAAACAGUAAAAAGAGAGGAAAGCUUUCUUUAUCGCUCGCCGCGUCUCUCCCACUCUCUCUACCACUCUCUCCCUCUCUCGUCGGACGGCGCGUACUUACGCGAUAUCGCCUGGAGUUUCCUCAGCGAACGAAGAAACAAACAGAAAGGGAAAGUAACGGAGCAGAAAGAUCAUUGAGAGCGUCCCCGCCACAUCGGUGUAUUUAUUUAUACACGGCUCGUGGUGUACUGUAAUUGCCUUUUUUUCUUUUCUUAAACACUACUGUACUGGUGUUGUUGACGAGUAUUAUUACUACUUUUCUUCUUUGUAUUUCUGGACGUACACCCACCCACGCACACACCCCCACACGCGUGUCUAUAUAUACCCCCCUCUCCCUCUUCUCACCUUUCGGGGAUUGCGAAGCUGGUGUUGUGACGGGGCGGACAGUUGCUUCGUGUGUUGUUUGGACUGGCAAAUAUAUUUCUUUCUCUCUCUCUCUGUGUGUGUGUUACCUCGAUCUAGUUUGAAUUUAUAAUUGUUAUUUUUGUUUUCCCCCAAUCACUCCGGCGUUACCUCACUGGAGCAGAGUCCGUGGUCUUUCUUUGCCUCUAGUGCGUGUGGGAGAAGAGAAGCGAAGCAAAGUAUAUAUAUAUAUAUAUAUAGGCUCCUUAUUAGUAUUAUUCAGAGUAUUAAACCCCCACCACCACCUCCCGAAUUAGAUCUUCUUAUUUACUUGUUUUUUGUUGUUUUCUUUUUUCUUUUCUGGCUGUUGUCGUCUUCACCCGUGUUGGCCUUCUGCGUAGACGAGAGUUGUGCUCACAACUGCCGUCGCGCGGCGAAGGAGCGAGAGAAGUGCGGCGGUGCUGCAACGAACGCAGCACGAACGGGGGAGAUUAUUUGAUACAGAGCACACCGAGCGAAGAACUCAAAACAGAAUAUUUUUAUUUCUUUCUUUUUCUCUCUCUCUCUUUCUUCUAAAACAAACGGUGUAACUGUCUGAUCUUUGCAGCUGCAGAAGAAAUAGAGUCAAGAGCGCUUGUGUACUGUGACCCCUGUCAUCGCGAGCUCCACCGUCAGUGUUUCAUGAUUAUUACUAUUACUGUUAUUAUUUCUCUCUUGUAUUUUUUUGCGGAGUAUUUAGUUCUAUUGUUGUUCUUCUUUUUUCUCCCAAAUACAUUCAUUUUCCUGUUCUUUUGCCGUUUCUGCUGCACAGAAGUUUCAGCGUACCGCUGCUGUUCGUUGUUCUCCUCCGCGACAGCGGAUAGAAAGAAGCAGCAGAGAAGGAGUACCAGCACAACAUGUUCGCCGAGACGGAGAGCGAAGAACUGCUGAGCCUGCUGUCGCAGGUCCGUCUAGUGGUCGACGAGGAAGCACGUACAGACGAAGCACACCAGCGACAGCAGCAGCAGCAGCAGCAGCAGCAGCAGCAGCAGCAGCAAUUUCGCGAUGUCAGCUACGCCGCGAAGCUCUCCAUGUCCUCCAUCACCUCGCCGAGUACGAUGUCUGGCGCGAUCACCACAGCACUCUCCGCCGGCAGCGCCAGGCGCUACACGGCCUCCUCCACCGCAGCCGGCAGCUGGACCGUGCACGACGGCGGCGUGGCGGAGACGAUACGGAGCAGCAACACGCUCAACGGAGUCGACGGUGAUGAGCCGCAGCAGAAGCGCUUCCACGGCGCAGUCGCUGGACGGACGCCGGCGACUGGUGUGAAGAUACUGCAUGCGCCGCGCAGCAGUGGUGGGGUGCAGUGUGCAGACGCCUACGCCGUCAGUGAAGAGGAGCCGGAGGAGUACUACGAUGUGUUGCGGCAGCCGAAGCAGCUCUUCUUUAUGGAUGCGCACCGGCGCGAUGUGCUGCCGUCACAGCAACAGCACAAGUCACCUGCACAGCGCCGCACGCCGUCGUCACCGUUUGUUCUCAACGGUGCAGCAGCAGCAACAGCGAACUCCAUUAAGACGCCGGCGAUCGCACGCGAUAACACUUCUCUGUUGUCCAGCUUACCCAUGCAAAGUGGUGGCGGCGGCGGCAGCAGGCGAUCUGCUGCGUCCACGGCCGAUACGUCAUUCAAGCCCAUCAUGGAGUCGAUCAGCGCUGCCGUGGAGGAGGAAAGCGGAGGUCUCCCUCGUGCCUUUCCCCGCACCGUCUCGCCAGGAAGUGCAGGUGUGAUGUCUGCCGUGCUGGCCGGAUACACCCAGUCCCUCAAUCAGGAGGGUCUGUUGGAGGAGUCAGCAGGCGGACACGACGACGCACACGUGGGUGGGCUGUCGCGCAUCGCCGCAGAGUUGGGGAGAAACGCCCGCGCAGACGGUGAAGCAGCCGUGGCGCGACGCGGCGUCGAGGUGGGUGAUGAAGGCGGCAUUGGUAGCUGUGGUGGGGAAUACGAUCACGAUGCAGCGCGAGGUGCGUUCACGGACGCGUGGACGCCGGCGAGAGGCCUCUGCAGCACCUCCGCGCGCUCGCCGUACACCCAGCAGCAGCAGCAGCAGCAGCAGAUGGCGCCCGCCAAACCGCAGUUUGAUUCCGCCCCUCCCACCCCUUCUUCCCCGCUCUUCACCGCAACGACAUCAGCAGCAGCAGGACGGGCGUCAGCCUAUGCAGACCCAAUAGUGAUGCGUGCGGCUCGCAGCAGCGCUGCCGGCGGCGGCGGCAGUGCCGUCUCCACGCCGCUCAGCGUGAUGGCCCCUGCCAUUCCACGCUCUCAGCAGCUGCUGCACGGUGCCUCUUUGGCUGCAGCGGCGAGCGCCGGGACUUGUUUCUACGUGAACAGCGACAAUGCGACCUAUCCGCAAAGUCACCGCAGCGGAGCAGUGGAAAAUGAGGCGGCGUGGCGGGUCAGCGUCGAGGCGGAAUUAAACGAACUGCAGCGGGCCGGCCACAUGAGCGACGCCGCGGUCGGUGCGCCGCACGCCAGCAGCAACAGCAACAGCAACAGCAAUAACAACAAUAACCCGCCGAAGUGCACCACGCCGUCCACCACGAUUUCUCCCCUCGCCCCCGCCUCGACUACUCCCUAUCAUCAGCUGCUCAGUCAGCUGCGAUACAGCCCUCAGCAGCAGCAGCAGCCAGGCACGGGCACGCGUGCGAACACACCGCCCGAUCGGCGUGGCUUUUCCGCAAUGCAGCCGCCGAUGCCGGUAAUGCAGCGCACGGCCUCCGACAUGUCAUGUGGCGCGGACGCUCCGGCUCCUGCGGCCGGUGCUGCUGCAGGUGGAGGUGGGUCGGCUCUCUACGCGGGCGGAACGUCGCGCUAUACGGCAAGUGUGUCCUAUACCAGCCCCUGCUCAGGCUCCAUGGAGGCAGUCGGCGGCAACGGCAACAGCAACGGUACUAAUGUGUUGCCGCACUGCAGUUGGCCACAGGUAAGUCUGUCGCCGGCGGAGGCUGCCGCCCUGUGGGAUCGCAUGAGCCCCUACGAAAGAGCCGCCGCCGCUGCUGCUGCGUCGGCUGCGUCUGCGUCAGCGACCACGGAGUCGCACACGGCACUCUUUCACACUCCCGACACCGUCGCGAAGCCGGUCACGCUCUCCUCUAUCGCCUCGCACCUGCAUGGAGGAGAGAUGAACUCGGUAGAGGAUCUCGCGUGCGCUCGGCAGUAUCCUCCACAGCCCCAGCGCUUUCCUUCCCCGCCUGCCUUCACAACGGCCGCGGCCUCGCCAGCGAGUCUGCUGCGUCGACCCGGCAGCACCGCUCGUCUCUCCGAGGCCGGUAUUACAAGUGGGCCGGCGAACCCGCUUUUCCCCGCUGUGCAACAGCCACAGCCACAGCCACAGCAGAGGAUGAUGAUGAUGAUGUCGCCCUCCGGUACCCCCGCCAAGCCGAUGCCGCCGCAUGGCUGGACGAAGCAACAGCCGCAGCCGCAGCAGUCUCAACCGUCUGCGUACGCGCAGCUCACGGCGGCACCGCGCUCCACGACGUCUACCAUCGGAGCAACGGCGGCGGGGGCACCCCCGCGUGGUACGCGCCCGCCACAGCAGUUUCAAUCCCCCUCCGCAUUUCGCCGUGGCAGUCCGGAGGACGCGACAACGACGGCGGGCAACGCGAACAACAACUCGCCUCCGUCUUGCAGCCUGCGUCCGUCUCCGCAGAUGCGCGCGUCGGACGGCAGCUCGCCCGCGCUGCGUCGCUACGUCAUUACCACGCCUAACGCACGCGCCAACGCAGCCGGCAACGCCCACCACACCUCUACCGCUAACUACAACAGCAUCAACGGCACGAACAGCGCGGGUAAGCGGAGUGGCGGCCGGGGGAGCCCUCUCGGCCCGUUCGGCAGCGGCAACGGCGCUCCUUCCGCGGCGGCAGGGCGUGAGAGUCGUCCGCGAGUGCAGCUGUCGCACAUGGCAGGCGUCAUCACCACCGCUGCGGCGGCGGCGUCAUUGCGGUCACCGCUGAGCAACUCCACGGCCUCCUCCCCCUCGCACCACAACCCGCCGUACGGUCCUUCCGUGUUGUCGCCACACGCAGCCACCUUCGGCGGCGGUGGUGGAGCGACGGUGUCACCGUACCACUACCACAGCCACGGACCCAGCGCGGCAAACACCGCCGCCGCCGCCGCGAGCUACAACGCCGCCUCCGGCACGAAUGCGGUGAGUGUCACGUCCGUCUCCCCCGCUGCGGUGCGGGCGCUGAUCGAGCGUCUGCAAGCGGUGGCACCCGCCGUGCUGUCGGGCAGCCCCACAGCCGCUGCCGCUGCCGCGACGUCGGCUGCGACGGACGUUGAUGCCUUUGCGGCACCUUCGCUGCUGGGCGGGGGUCUCAGCCACACCAGCACGAGCAACACGAAUACCUUCACGAACGUGCCCGAUGUGGCGUCCGCCUCCGUGAUCUUGUCCAUGUCGCACGAUCAACACGGCUGCCGCCUGCUGCAGGCCGCGCUGGAUGCCGAGUGCGACGGCGGCGGUGCCGGCGGAGAGGAGGCGGCUGCCGGCCACUACGAGCGAGAGGGCACGGGCAGCCCGGCGGAGAGCAGCAGCAACAGCAGCGGCGGCGGCGGCAACGCGGGCAGCGUGGCAGAGCGUCGCCGUCAGCGCCGCGCCGACGCCUUCUACCGCUCCACCGCCGUUCAGGUGAUUCUGCGAGCCAUUGAGCCGAAGCUGGACGCGGUCAUGGCGGACGGUUACGGCAACUUCCUGCUUCAGAAGGUGUUUGACAUGGCCCCCGACGCGGAGCGGCAGCGGCUGCUACGGCUGCCCUCCUUGCAGCACCACCUCUGCGAAGUGGCCUGCUCCCCGCAUGGGACCUUUGCGGUGCAGCGGCUCGUUGAGACGGUGCGGAACACUGAGGAGGAGCGGCUUGUGUUUGUCGCGCUGGAACGUGAUCUACUCCGCCUGCUGACCAACGCGAACGGCGGGCACGUCCUAAUGAAGGUGAUGGAAUGCAUUCGGCGCCAGUACACGGCGCUGGCCACCACGGCCAAUGAGAGCGCCCUGCCCACCGCAAGCAGCGGUCCAGCUUCUCCGUCGUUGCGCGGUCUCCUGCAGGACCGUGUCGACGCCCUCUUCACCGCGAUGCAGCAAAACUUACUCUUUGUGUGUCAGCACAAGCAGGGCUGCUGCAUCGUGCAGAAGUGCCUCGACUUCCUGAACGCGUGCUCAGGGCUCUCGCCGAACACGACAGCUGGCGUCUCUGCCACCCCCACCACCACCAGCACUGCACGCAGUAGGAAGGAGGUGGAGGAAGAGAGGGACACAGCUGCACUUCAGCAGCAGCCAAUGGAUUACUUCGAGCGAAUGUCCGCGCUGCUGCUGCCUCACGUGCCGGAGCUCUCCGUCCACCCCUUCGGCAACUACGUCGUGACGCGGCUGGUGGAUGUAUGCUACGCCCGCGGCAGCACCGCCACCAUCGACGCCGUCGCCACGGUGAUGCAGCACGAGUUGGUCCGCAUGUGUACGAGCAAGUUCGCCUCGAACGUCGUGGAGCACAUCCUCCGGCACUGCAGCGAGCGCCGGAUUCGGUCCAUCUGCCAGACCCUCAUGACCAAGUCAAGCUCGUCUUCGCCCUUUGCGUCGUUGUCGUCGUCGUCUGCGGCGCAGGUCGCAGCUCUCAGCCCCGCCGUUGCACGUCUGCCGCUGACGACUGUCGUGAUGGACUCCUACGGCAACUAUGUGAUUCAGACCCUCCUCACCGUCGCCCCCGUCGACGAGUUAGCCUCCGCGACGUCGGCGGAAGGAGGAAUGCUCCCGGUGCUGCAGCUGCUGCUGCCGCUGCUGAGCUCGCGCAAUUAUGGCCGGAAGCUGGAGACCAAGACGGAGCUGGCGCUACUGCGCGUGGAGCAGUAUCAUCAGCAGCAACAGCAGCGGCGUGUGUAA
Leptomonas pyrrhocoris is the source of this 6881-nucleotide messenger RNA. RefSeq lists its product as hypothetical. Gene Ontology annotation, molecular function: mRNA binding. Gene Ontology annotation, cellular component: cytoplasm. The transcript has a single exon. NCBI's taxonomy places the organism in Eukaryota, Euglenozoa, Kinetoplastea, Trypanosomatida, Trypanosomatidae. The record is from RefSeq and is a predicted model, not a curated record. Gene Ontology annotation, biological process: post-transcriptional regulation of gene expression. Bases 1875 to 6881 code for a protein of 1668 amino acids.